AUGACCCGGGCUCUGUGGCUCGACGGCCUGCGGGGCAUCGCCGCCGCCAUUGUCGCGACGGACCACUACUUCAUGGGCGCCGUCUUGCACGCCGGCUUCCGGUCCUUCUGGGCGGAUCCGCCCGAGGACAACCGCCGGCUGAUGCAGCUGCCUCCCUUCCGCCUCGUCUUUGCCGCCCACGCCAUGGUGCCCUUGUUCUUUGUCAUUUCGGGCUACGCCAUCUCCAUCAACCUCAUCCGCGUGAGGGCCGGCAACAACUUCAACCACAAUCACAACAACAGCAGCAGCAGCAGCAGCAGCAGCGAGAGCUUGCUUCGCCGCCUCGCCUCGGCCGUCACGCGCCGCGGCUUGCGCAUUUACCUCCCCGUGCUCUGCAUCACCGUCAUCUCGCAGCUCCUCUUCUUCCUCAACCUCUACUCGUGGGAGCCCGGCGAUGAGGUAGUCUGGGGCAGGAAGCCCUGGACGGCGCCCUGGUUCCAUGUGACCUUUGUCGCUCGGUACAUGCUCGACAACAUCAACAUCCUCGCCAUCCAGUACAACGGCGGCCUCAAUGGCCAGCUGUGGACCAUGGCUCUCGAGUUCCGCGGCUCCUGCGUCGUCUAUCUCCUCAUUCUGGGCCUGGCCUUUUGGAAGCCGAGACCCCGGCUCUGGGUGCUUGUAGCGUCAAUGGCCUACUGGUUCUACUUUGGCUUUUGGGACGUCGUGGGAUUCUUGGCUGGGUACUGGCUGGCUGAGCUGCAAGUCUUGUCAGAGUUGCAGACUGUCAGCACCGAGACGGAUUAUCCGUUGUGGCUCAAGCCGUAUAUCCCAGUCCAAGCACGAUCCGUCAACUUCAGCGCCAUCCGGACGUACGCCAUGUUCGUUGCCGGCAUCUGGCUCCUCUGCUUGAGCGACGACGGUGCCCUCCCACCGGGGUAUCAGUUCUUACAGAUUGCCGAGUCCUCGCGAUGGGAUGGGAACUGGGGGAUCAUUGACAAGACGUGGAAAACAGUGGGCUCCGUGCUGGUAGUCUCUGCCAUCAGCACCACAAAGACGCUUCAGUCCCCCCUCAACACCAAGUUCGUACAGUAUCUGGGGAGGAUCUCUUUCUCGCUGUAUCUCGUGCAUCAGUCCAUCUACCACUUGUUCAGCGACCCUGUCAGAAAGGCCCUUUGGUACAUGGCCACAGGGGGAUCGGAACCUGAACCUGACACUGGUUAUUAUCAAGUUGCAUCCGCAUUCCGUUGGGUUGGGGGCUACAUCAUCGUCACCGCGAUUAAUCUGUAUGCGGCCAAUAUAUGGACGAGAUAUGUUGACGAGCGAUGCAUAAAACUUGCCAAGCAGUUUGAUCAAUGGGUCUCUCAGUAA
Molecule: messenger RNA, 1347 nt
Organism: Trichoderma reesei QM6a
Lineage: Eukaryota; Fungi; Ascomycota; Sordariomycetes; Hypocreales; Hypocreaceae
Product: acyltransferase
Exons: 1
Coding region: 1-1347 (448 amino acids)
Biological process (GO): polysaccharide biosynthetic process
Cellular component (GO): membrane
Molecular function (GO): acyltransferase activity, transferring groups other than amino-acyl groups
Source: RefSeq, a predicted model, not a curated record